Molecule: messenger RNA, 885 nt
Organism: Gossypium raimondii (Peruvian cotton)
Lineage: Eukaryota; Viridiplantae; Streptophyta; Magnoliopsida; Malvales; Malvaceae
Product: casparian strip membrane protein 2
Exons: 3
Coding region: 33-659 (208 amino acids)
Source: RefSeq, a predicted model, not a curated record
UGCUCUUUGAUUUCCUUUACAAUCUCUCUUUAAUGGCGACAGGCAAAAAUGGUGAAACAGCUAUCAACAUGCCAGAGACAAAAGCCAGUGUUAAGGGAACAGCCCCAUUGUUAAACUCCUCGAAAGCUGUCUCCACGGUCGAACACCCGAACCGAGGAGUGAAAAAAGGGUUCGCCAUCGGCGACUUCGUUUUGAGACUAUGCGCCCUUGGAGCCGCCCUUGGCGCCACCGUAGCAAUGGGGAAUGCUGAUCAAGUUCUUCCUUUUUUCACUCAGUUCCUCCAAUUCGAAGCUCAGUACGAUGAUUUCGAUACUUUCCGGUUUUUCGUGAUGGCAAUGGGCAUGGUUUCUGGUUAUCUUUUCAUUUCAUUGCCUUUCUCCAUAAUUGGCAUCAUUCGUCCAUUUGCAACAAAGCCAAGGCUCUUCCUUGUCAUCUUUGAUUCAAUGAUGGCAGCUUUAACCAUAGCCGCAGGUUCAGCAUCUGCAUCGAUGGUGUAUUUGGCUCAUAACGGGAACGAUGACGUGAAUUGGCUUCCUUUUUGUCAACAAUUUGGUGAUUUUUGCCAAAGUGCAAGUGGAGCAGUGAUAGGUUCUCUAUUAGCUGCUGCACUCCUCUUGGUUAUAAUUAUCCUUUCAGCUUUUGCUCUUAAACGAAACUAAGAAAAUCUCACCCCAAAAAUUAAAAGAAAAAGCUUUUGUUGUUGUUGUUUUCAUUAUUGGAGGUUAGUUUUCAUUGAUUUACGAAGUGUGUGUGUGUUGUGGAACAAAGCAUUUGAAUGAUUUCAUUUGCUUUUUGGUGUGGAAUUUUAAUGUCAAAUGUUAUACACUUUUAACAAUAUGUAAAAUCAUUUUAUACAUGUAAAUGUUUGAUUCAUUAGUGUUACAA